UUAAUCUUUAAUCGACUCAUCCGGUGAGUUUCGAGUUUGAUUUGAAUUGAAUUGUCAUCUCUUAUGGGACUUACCCGAGCAACGUCGGACCCCACCUAAAAAAAAAAUUGUAAAGAAAAUAAAACCCGUGGGACUGUUGUCUGACCAAAGCAAACCCAAAAAUAGGUGUUCCCCCGGUAACCUGGUACCGGCGGCAGCAUCGGAGGAGAGAGAAUGGAGAAACCAACCGAAGAAGAAGUAGAAAAGGCAGAAUUCGAUCCAUCAGAAAUUGAAUACAUAAACUAUGGUGGUGAACAUCACCUUCCUCUAAUCAUGCACCUUGUUGAUCAAGAACUCAGCGAACCUUACUCCAUCUUCACUUAUCGCUACUUCGUCUACCUUUGGCCUCAGCUCUGCUUUCUCGCGUUUCAUAGAGGAAGGUGUGUGGGAACAGUGGUGUGUAAAAUGGGGGAACAUCGUCAUACUUUUAGAGGCUACAUUGCUAUGCUUGUUGUCAUCAAAGCUUACAGAGGCAAAGGCAUUGCCACUGACCUAGUUACAAGAUCAAUCAAGGUGAUGAUGGAAUCUGGUUGUGAUGAGGUAACUUUGGAGGCUGAAGUUACAAAUAAAGGAGCUCUUGCAUUAUAUGGCGGUCUUGGGUUUAUUAGAGCGAAAAGGCUUUUCAGAUACUACUUGAAUGGGGUUGAUGCUUUCCGACUGAAAUUGUUGUUUCCCCGUCCAGACUUACAACCGUCCUUGCAGACCUUGGCUUACAAAGAUGAGCAUGAUUUUCAAAUCCCAAUUGAAGGUUGUAGCACUAAUUGUUCUAAAUUUUGAUCAAUAGUUGAAAAGGGUAUCUACAAUAUUCUACAUUUAGUAAAAAAAAAAAAUAUGUAUCCUAAUUGAAUUAAUUUCAUCAGAAAUUAUUAUUUUUCGCUCUUUGCGUGAAGGAAAGGCAACUGCAUGGUUGAUUCUUUCCAAUCUUUUAACACUUGAAUGUUUUUCUGUGAGAGAAUAGCUCCGAUGCAGCCCUGACAAUUAGAAACAAGCAACAUUACUUGGUUGAAAUGAUCCUCUUAUUAGGAAGUUUAUUUUUUGUGUUUGUAAUCUGUCUUUUUUAUUUUCGGAUACAUUUUGUACUCCACAGUUUUUUGGAAAGAAAUGUCUGCUAAACUUAA
Molecule: messenger RNA, 1157 nt
Organism: Chenopodium quinoa (quinoa)
Lineage: Eukaryota; Viridiplantae; Streptophyta; Magnoliopsida; Caryophyllales; Amaranthaceae
Product: N-alpha-acetyltransferase MAK3-like
Exons: 4
Coding region: 214-816 (200 amino acids)
Biological process (GO): N-terminal peptidyl-methionine acetylation
Cellular component (GO): NatC complex
Molecular function (GO): protein-N-terminal amino-acid acetyltransferase activity
Source: RefSeq, a predicted model, not a curated record